CACUGUUGGGUUGGGAACCACUGCUAUAAUGUACUAUGUUAUCAAGUAAUAAUAAAACAAAGUAUCAAAGCAUCAAGGAAUGAUUUUAUUUUCACUGUAAGUAUUCAUUUUCUACAUUCUGUGACAUAGCCACGUGAGCGCGUGGUCGGACCCGCACUGAGAAUGUCGGGAAGCUGAGUAUUCCAGAGCAAGGUGUGGCUUUGUGGAGUUGUAUGGUACACACAUUCCACGCGAAAAGAGUCUGUCUAGAAACGGGAAAUCUGCCACAGAUCCAUGGUAACGUUUCAGGCGGAGGCGAAUAUAAACCUCUGUCGGGUUUGGGAAACCCUGGUGCCCGUUCAGACAUCCCCGACCUCAAGCUCGAGCAACUCGCGCCGUUCUCUCAUUCUUCUCUUUCUUUGCUCCUCAGUAGAACCUUCCCCCACCCCCUUCCUCUGCGUCACUCGAGGAUUGUCAGGGCUGUGAUUGACCAAACGCAGGGACUCCACCUCUUCCAUUGGUCCCUCGAUACGUCAAUCACGGUCACUUUAGUGACUAGUGUGGGAGUUCCCUGGAGUCGGAGAUGGAAGGAAAAAGGCUUUUAUCAGGCGGAAUGAAGGUGAAAUGUGUCAGGCAGAUGGGAAAUGCUAUUUUUUAGCCAGAUCUCCCACCCCUACAAGUAUGUCUUAUGGAACUGAAAAAGACCACAUAACCUGAAAACUGCAUUACAGGAGGAUCUCAUUCCUCGAUGGUAAGGAUGCUCACUCCGUCCUGAAGCGUUUCCCCCGAGCCAAUGGCUUCUUGGAGGAGUUGAGACAGGGAAACAUUGAGAGGGAGUGUGGUGAAGAGAGCUGCAGUUUUGAAGAGGCCAAUGAAGUGUUUGAAAACAAAGAGAGAACGAUGGAGUUUUGGAAAACUCGCAGCGUCUACACAGUGAGCAGCAACAGCGAGGAUCGCUCUGAGCGUGCCGACACCGUCUACAUGGUGGUUCCUCUGCUGGGUGUGGCCCUGCUUAUCAUCAUCGGCCUCUUCCUCCUUUGGAGGUGCCAGCUUCAGAAGGCCACUCGGCGGCGGCCAGCCUACACCCAGAACCGCUACUUGGCCAACAACCGCAGCACCCGCAGCUUGCCACGCAUUCUGGUUCAUCGGGAAACUGCAAUGCACAACGAAGGCUCGCACCAGGAGUCCAGCCCACAUCCAACUGUGGUAGUGAGUGGUGCUGAGAGAGGAGGUUCCCAGUCUGACUCCCAUGCCCUCCACCAGCAGAACACUCAUGCCCUCUAUGUUCAGGACUCCUCCCUAUCAGUGGCCUCACGGCUGUCUGGUGCCACACCACCUCCAUCUUAUGAAGAGGUGACGGGACAGCUGGAGAGCAGUGGUGAUGAGACCACAGCACCUUCAUACAGUGACCCUCCACCCAAAUAUGAGGAGAUCAUAAAGGAGAAAUGAAACAGAGGCAAAAAUAAUGCUGCCAUGACUUUUUCACCCCCACUGUAUCUGAAAGAGGUCAAGGCUGGCAAAAAAGCAGUUGCUGCCUCAGUGAUGUUGGCUGGUUGUAAUUCCAUGUUCACAUUGUUGUCAAAUACUUAAUUUCUCUGGUCUUCAUUUUACUUUGGCAAACUUUGAAUUGCAGACUUUGUCCCUGCUGCAGCCAUAGUGGGGACUAAAUGUACAACAAGGUGCGAGGAGAGGAUUUGGAAAGCAGGACUCUCACUAAUCCACGGACUAGAAAAGCAGGCAGCUCUCAGUGCACAGUGUCACUGUGGGAUCGAAGCACCAUGCUGCAGCUGGGCUGGACGGUCACUGUGACUGUAAGGUAUCCUUUCCAACUGAGCGUCCUCUCUGUCAGUGUACAUAUACUACAGUAUGAAAACUGUAUCUACAUACGCAAAGUGGAAGUAUUGGGACUGAGCCAAAGUUAUUGUUUAGUUGGAUGAUCUCAUGCUUUCUUGUUGUUUUAGGUCAUUUACAAGUUUGGUUUUCACAGUUAGAGUAAGAAGUGAAGCACAUAUGUAGGCAUGAUUAAAAAGCACUUAGAACAUCUAAACUUUAAAGGAAAGACCCAUAAUCAACAGCCAGUUGGGCUCAGGGUCAUCUUUUAUGCUAAGUCUGUGUUCCACUUUAGAUAAUUCAACUGCGAACAAGACUUCCUAAUACUUGCGCUAGUGACUGUAUCUCUAUUAUUGUUUUCAGACCACCUCCACACACCAGCUGCUCACUUGCUGUAAGAGCAAAUCCCUGCAUUUAUGGUUCCAUUUCACUAACUCCUCCAACCAGACGGUUUCCCUUAUGUGGACAGUCAUUUAGCUGUCAUGGACCUCAGACAGGACAGGUUGCUGAGAAAAUGCCUCUGGAAUAAACGGGUGUGGGCCAUGGCCUUACGGUGUUGACAGAGGGGACAGAAGACUGUUGCCAAGUACUCUGUUUAGUGCUUCAGGACUGAUUCUCAUGAGGUCACCAAGGUCUUAAUUAGUAAUAAUUUCCUCAGCACUGUACCAUACAGAGGCAAGUUUAAUUAUUGCCAAAUGUACUUGUCUUAACACUUACCAUACGUGCUACUUGACCACUAGUCUUACCAUCUACCUGUGGACCAAACUGAUAUCUACUGUGUACAGGCCAGUCUCCCGCUGCAGUUUAUGCUGGGGGCUUGGUAUUAAUACGUUAAAACCAAUAAUUUUUCUAUCCAAAAUUCCCAAUUCUUGUGUAUUUGUUGGUCUGGGUUAGUAAAUCUAUUGCUGAAACGGUUAGGUGAUUAGUUAAUCAACAAAAACAUUUACUAUACUUAUUAUAAUCAAUAUAUGAAUUAGGUCAUUUGUUAAGCAAAACUGCACUUCCAACACUUCCAACUUUUCAAUUUUUUCUGAGGACUUGGUUUUAUAUGGUUGUAAACUGAAUAUCUUUGGGUUUUUGGACUGUUGGUCCAUAGAGUCAUUUAUAAUGAAAUCAGUAGUUGCGAUGCAACCAUAAAUACAUCUUUCUGCCCUCUAAAGCCAAACAGGAGUAUUAAACUAAGUGGACCUAGGAGGCAGUCUGACACAAGAAGAAGAAUCAAUAUAAUUUUAUUACAAUGCCAAAACCUUCAUAUGCUUCUCUUGAUGUGACUUUUCUGGUAGUGCCAUAAAAUACAGGACAAGUAGAACUGCUGCAAAACUUAGGACAAGCAUAUAUGAGCCUGUUUUGUGGCAAAUCAAGAGAAGACGUAAUUCUCUACCAAGAUAAUCCAAAUACGCACUAACACAUACAUUCACACAUGCACAGUCACAAUUCUGUGUAUGUACAAUGUGUAUUUGAAUGCAUGUACUGUAUGUGAAUAGAUAAACACAUACACAUUCAAAGACAUUCACACCGCAGGCACAAGCGACCCAAAUCUGAUUUCUUUGCUUAUAUGUGACUCAGAUCAUUUUUUUUCCUGACAGUGUGAACAGCACAAAUCACAUGGAAUCUAUUCUUUUCAAUUCUGAUUCAGGCCACUUUCAUAUGUGGUACAAAUCAGAUACAGGUUGAUUUUUUGCAAUGCAACCUCAGUGUGAAUAGUCUUAUCAGAGUCUGUGCGACUUUUAUGUCACUCUUGAUCUACAUCCGUUGUGCGGGUCACUUCAGGACCGUGACCUGUUCACACUGGAAUCUGCCACAUUUAACAAAUAAUGUAAACAGCCAAACAAAAAAUAUCCGAUUUGAGCAAUAACUCAGAAUUGACCACUAAGGCCUGCGGUGUGAACAUAGCCAAACAGCACAAUCCUAGUGACUCAGUAUAAGAUAAGAUAAGGAAACCUUUAUUUGUCCCACAAUGGGAAAUUGCAGUUUGCGAACAGCAUACAGAAAAAGGACAGGAUAAAAAAUAACAAGAGCAGGAAUAAAAAAAUAAACAAGAGCAAA
This is a messenger RNA of Morone saxatilis (striped sea-bass), 3855 nucleotides long. It is a transcript of the gene prrg3, whose product is annotated as transmembrane gamma-carboxyglutamic acid protein 3. NCBI's taxonomy places the organism in Eukaryota, Metazoa, Chordata, Actinopteri, Moronidae. The record is from RefSeq and is a predicted model, not a curated record. Gene Ontology annotation, cellular component: extracellular region. Gene Ontology annotation, molecular function: calcium ion binding.